UUUUAAUUUGUCUGUGCAGUGAAGUCGACGAGUCUCUGAAACAUCGACAAUGGUUUCGUUUGAAAUGAAUGACCGUAAAAAGAUUGGGCUUGGGUUGACAGGAUUUGGAAUAUUUUUCACAUUCUUGGGCAUCAUCUUUUUCUUCGAUAAGGGAUUGCUGGCCAUGGGAAAUAUUCUCUUCUUCUCAGGGGUGUCUCUAUCCAUUGGUUUGAAGUCCACUAUGCAGUUUUUCAUGAAACGUCAAAACUUUAAGGGAACCAUCUCUUUUGGUCUGGGCUUCUUCUUUGUUGUUAUUGGUUGGCCAAUUUUUGGAAUGAUUCUUGAGACAUAUGGGUUCAUUGUGCUUUUCAGUGGUUUCUGGCCAACACUUGCUGUUUUCAUUCAGAGGAUACCUUUUCUUGGUUGGAUAUUCCAGCUACCAUUUGUCAGAUCGUUAUUCGACAAGUAUCGGGGGAAACGGGUGCCUGUAUGACCUUGCUAUGGAAAAAUGAGGAAGUACAAUGUAGUGACAGCUGACAGGUCCACUUGUAAAAUACUUUGGAUGAAAGACGAAAAAUUCUUUGGUUUAAUUCACAUGGUGACUUUAGAAAAUGAAUCUCAUUUGACAGUUAACCGAAUCUCUUACUUGAAGAAAGAAAACGAAAACGAUUUCAUCAUUCAUCGUUUUAACGAUUUCAUCAUUCAUCGUUUUCUUUAAUACUCUAUCGUUGUUUUUAUUUUAGCGCCAUUGCUGAAAUUGAAUAUAAGUUUUGUUUGUUGUCAAA
Molecule: messenger RNA, 764 nt
Organism: Pistacia vera
Lineage: Eukaryota; Viridiplantae; Streptophyta; Magnoliopsida; Sapindales; Anacardiaceae
Product: vesicle transport protein GOT1-like
Exons: 6
Coding region: 50-472 (140 amino acids)
Biological process (GO): retrograde transport, endosome to Golgi; endoplasmic reticulum to Golgi vesicle-mediated transport
Source: RefSeq, a predicted model, not a curated record